GCAGAAGCAGGGGAGAUAAAGCAGACUGGAGCCGGCUGUGAGUGAAUAGGAACCCGGAGAAGAGAAGCAGACAGGAGGUGGACUCUCGGGAUACAUGGUUAAAAGAUGGCAAGCAAGCGUGCAGGAUCAGAUCCAUGGCAAGAUUGUAUGGAAGUUGCAGUUACUAUUGCCCGAAAAGCUGGGGCUGUUAUUUGUGAUGCUUUGAGAAAAGAACAGACUGUUCAGAUUAAAAGCUCUCCUGCAGACUUGGUGACUGAAACCGAUCAAAAUGUUGAAAAAAUGAUUAUAGGCACGCUAAAGGAAAAGUUUCCUUCUCACAGUUUUAUUGGUGAAGAGUCUGUUGCAGAUGGAGCAGCAAGUAUGUUAACAGAUAAUCCAACAUGGAUAAUUGAUCCCAUUGAUGGCACCACUAAUUUUGUCCACAGGUUUCCCUUUGUAGCAGUAUCUAUUGGCUUUUCUGUGAACAAACAGAGUGAAAUUGGCAUUGUAUAUAGCUGUAUGGAAGACAAGAUGUACACAGCUCGAAGAGGGCAAGGUGCAUUCUGCAAUGGGCAACAAUUGAAAGUGUCUGGACAAGAAGACAUCAGCAAAGCUCUUAUAGUAACUGAGCUUGGGUCAAAUCGCACACCUGAAGUCUUGAAGACAGUUCUUUCAAACAUGGAAAAAUUAAUCUCAAUUCCAAGUCAUGGAGUUCGAGCUAUGGGAACUGCAGCUGUAAACAUGUGCAUGGUGGCAACUGGUGGUGCAGACGCCUACUAUGAGAUGGGUAUUCACUGCUGGGACAUGGCAGCAGCCACACUAAUCGUUUCUGAGGCUGGUGGUGUUGUGCUGGAUAUAUCAGGAGGACCAUUUGACCUGAUGUCCCGCAGAGUGAUUGUUGCAAGUAGCAGAGCUAUUGCAGAGAGAAUAGCAAAAGAAGUACAGAUAAUCCCCUUUCAGAGAGAUGAUUAGAAGGAAUGAGAAUAUAUUACUCUAUAGAAUGUUUUUAAUACUUUUACUCUGACUUUAAAUAGAUUUUCACUUUCAUUUGCAAACGUGAUAGGAAUAUCUCUGAACUCGUCAAGUAAAAUUGAUAAACUGCUCAAAUCAAUUUCAGUUGCUGAUGUACCUGGUGCUGUAACACAAUAUGCAUCAAUAUUUUAGUAAAAGAUUUUCCAGUUUCUGUGGAAGCUGAUCAGAAACUAAUGGAUUUAAAUGCAACUAGAAUUUGAAUUAUUGCUACCAGUAGUCUACAUGGACAUUUCCUUGCUUGCUAUCUGUUGAAGUACGUGAACACAUUCCUUGAUUGUUUUGAUAAUAAAUGUUAAAGAGAGCAUAAAUUGAAUGCAACCAAUAUAUUAUUUUGGGGUAGAGUUUCUGCAUUGGACACAGUGCAGAAUUGCACUAAUUGAAAUAAAGUGCAGGUAAUAAUCCGGCUAAUCGACAUAAAUUUUGCCUAAAAUUGCAUCUAUUUUAAUAAUUAUUUUCUUUAGUUUUUACUCAAACUUAUUUGUAUAUUGACAAAUCCAAAUUUUAUCAUGAAGCAACAAAAUUGGACUGUUAUGAUUGUAAUAUUUUUAAAAUAAAUUGUUUUAGAAGGUAUUGUUGUAUUUGAAUUCUAACCUUAUGCAAUUUGAUUGUUUAUCACAAUAAACAAGCACUUUAAUCGGUGUCCAGUCAACAUGUGAAUAAGCUGAGUUUAGGAUCAUGGAAAUGAGUUCCCAAGAGUGUAAAGGAUAAUUUGUUUGUGCAAAGGAAAGUUGCCUCCUUAUAUAAUAUAUGAACAUUGAUAGAGAGGUAAAGGAGCUUGGAUUCAUCUGGCCUGUAUCACACCCCUGUGAUACAGGCACUUGCAAUACAGUGAUUUUUUUGGGUGUUAUGUUAAUUUUGGGUGAAUUGGGUUGGAAAAACCUAACAUGUGCAUACAAAUGGAAACUCUACCCCUCUAUAUAAUAAAUGGAAUAGAUGCAAAUGUCAAAUCAUUUGUUAAGUACAUGGCAACGUCUAGGUAUUUUGAAACUCGUGAUAAAUGCUUUAAGCUGAAUUCUUAAUUUCAUCUACACCUCUUUGCAAGUUAGAGAGUUUUGUUGUGACUGUCUGUGUGGAGUUUGCUUGUUCUCUCCAUGUCUACGGGGAUUUCGUCUGGGUGCUCCAGUUUCCUCCCACAGUCCAGAAAUGUGCAGGUUAGGUGGAUUUCUGUGGGAAGUGCAGGGUUGCGGAUAGACUGAUGAGUCUGGUUGAGAUGCUCUUUGAAGAGGCGGUGUGGACUUGCUGGGCUGAGUAGCCUAUUUCCACACUCUAGGGAUUCUAUGGAAAUAAAAAUUAGCCCCGUUCAUUUAAGUUUAGAAUCUGACUUCUAAAUUGAACUUUUGUCUUUCCUCAAUUUAACUUGUACUGAGAACUGUGCCUGAACCAGCAUGCUUGCUUUACCAGUGCUACCCAGUUUACUCUUGUAUACCCAGCCUUAUAGAAUUGAAUGCAGUGGUUUGUAUGCUUUUCAAAUUGCAUGCAUAAAUUCAGCCUUCAACUAACCACUCUUGACUCUGCAGAACUCUGAGAGGUCUAGGGAAAUCUGAGUAUUCUAGUAUGUGAAGCAAAAAUGUUAUUAUGCAGAUACAGCAUGUGAUUAGGUAGCAUUGUGUUCCCAGUUAUUAUAAGGGGAAUGGAUUAUAACAAUAAAGAUGUUUUGAUACUGUUGUGCUGGGCAAUCAUGAGACUUCAGCUGGAAUACAGAAUACAUAUUUUGGAUUUUUGUUUAAGAAAGGACAUAAAUGCAUUAGAAAAAGUUCACUCUAAUGUUGACAACAUCCUUGCAAUCCCAGGUUAUCUUAAGAAGAAAGGUCAGAUAGACUCAACCUGUAUAAGAGUUUGGAAGAAUGGCAAGUAAUCUUAUUGUAACAUAGAUGAUCCUGACGGAACUUGGGUUGGAUGUCUGAAUGGGUGUUUUCUCUACAGAAUCAUAGAAUCUCUAGAGUGUGGAAGUAGGCCCUUCAGGUCCAUGCUAAUCGUCUAAAGUACAUCCCACCAAAAUCCCCAUGCCUGUACCCUUCUUUUCCCAUUGCCAAUCCACCUAGCCUGCACUUCUUUGGAAUGUAGGAGGAAACCAGAACAUUCAGAGGUAACCCACGCUGACACGGGGAGAAUGUCAAACACCACACAGCCAGUCACCUGAAGCUGGAAUCAAACCCAGGUCCCUGCUGCUAUGAGGCAGCAGUGCUAACCACUGAGCCACUGUGCAGAUGCAAGGAUGAGGGGACACAACUGAAAAAUAAAGGGUCUCCUAUUCAAACAGGAGGUGAGGACACUUUUUUCUUUCUCAGAGUUGUGAAUCGUUUGGCACUCUCUUCCCCCAGAGAGUGGUAGGAAUAGAGUCAUUCAGUAUUUUAAAAGCAUAGAUAUAUAACCUUUUUGACUCCCUUGUUAGUCAAGAAUCGAUCAGGAGUAAAUGGAUUCGAAGCCACAGUCAGAUCAGCCAUGAUCUGAUUUUAAUAGUAGAGGAGGUUCAAGACACCAAACCAGCUUCCUCCUGCUUCUGAUACAUAUGAAUAUCCUCACAUCUGACAAGUAUUAGUGAGCUAUUCUAAAGCUGUGUAAUGGAUAGCAGUUUAGAAUGGUGUACCAAACCAAAUUAGCAGACUCCCGUCCCAUAGUACAGGGAAGGCUCUGGAAUUACUGAAAGUUGUAGCUCGAAUUUUAGAUUCUGGUUUAAUUUAUAGUGAUUGCUUUCUUAAGUUAGAAUUCAAUAUUGUCAUUACGAGCCAGAUAUUUGAAUAAUUUGGGGCUUUUUUCCUUUUGUAAUAUUCCUUUGCAUGUAUGUGGAAAACCAGGAGCGUCUGUAAUAUUUUAUGUCAGAAUGAAAUCAUUUGUGGAGUGAUGUUAUAUUCUGCUUGGGUGCUGCAUAAAUGCAAAUUUUAGGAAAAUGUUACAAUUUAUGGUUAUGCAUGUUAUGGGGAUAGACCGCUGAUGUAUGUCCAUUAGCCUGCAACUUCUGGGGAGGAAAGAUUCAUGCUCGUAAAAACAAUCCAACAAUAAAUAUCAAUAAUGACAGAG
Chiloscyllium plagiosum (whitespotted bambooshark) is the source of this 4029-nucleotide messenger RNA. RefSeq names its product inositol monophosphatase 1 (gene impa1). Gene Ontology annotation, molecular function: inositol monophosphate 1-phosphatase activity. The record is from RefSeq and is a predicted model, not a curated record. Gene Ontology annotation, biological process: phosphatidylinositol phosphate biosynthetic process; inositol metabolic process; signal transduction. Lineage: Eukaryota; Metazoa; Chordata; Chondrichthyes; Orectolobiformes; Hemiscylliidae.